AUGGCCGGAUCCGGCGCGUGGAAGCGCCUCAAAUCAAUGCUGAGGAAGGAUGAUGCGCCGCUGUUCUUAAAUGACACCAGCGCCUUUGACUUCUCGGACGAGGUGGGCGAGGAGGGGCUUUCUCGGUUUAACAAACUUCGAGUUGUGGUGGCCGACGACGGUUCCGAAACCCCGGAAAGGCCUGCUAACGGGGCGCACUCGGCUCUCCAGGCCGACGAUGACUCCUUGCUGGACCAUGACUUACCUUUGACCAACAGUCAGCUGAGUUUGAAGACGGACCCCUGUGACAACUGCAGCAAGCAGAGAGAGUUGUUGAAACAGAGAAAGGUGAAAACCAGAUUGACCAUUGCUGCCGUUCUUUACUUGCUUUUCAUGAUUGGAGAGCUUGUAGGUGGAUACAUUGCAAAUAGCCUAGCAAUCAUGACAGAUGCACUUCAUAUGUUAACGGACCUCAGUGCCAUCAUAUUGACCCUGCUUGCUUUGUGGCUGUCUUCAAAAUCACCAACCAAAAGAUUCACCUUUGGAUUUCAUCGUUUAGAGGUUCUGUCAGCUAUGAUUAGUGUGCUGUUGGUGUAUAUACUUAUGGGGUUUCUCCUCUAUGAAGCUGUCCAAAGAACCAUCCACAUGAAAUAUGAAAUAAAUGGAGAUAUAAUGCUCAUUACCGCAGCUAUUGGAGUUGCAGUUAAUGUGAUAAUGGGGUUUCUGUUGAACCAAUCUGGUCACCAUCAUGCCCAUUCCCACUCCCUGCCCUCAAAUUCUCCUACCACAGGUCCCAGAUGUGGACAAAACCAAGGGCAGGAUAGCCUGGCAGUAAGAGCUGCAUUUGUACAUGCCUUGGGGGAUCUGGUACAGAGUGUUGGUGUGCUAAUAGCUGCAUACAUCAUACGAUUCAAGCCAGAAUACAAGAUUGCUGAUCCCAUCUGUACAUAUGUGUUUUCAUUACUUGUGGCUUUUACAACCCUUCGAAUCAUAUGGGACACAGUAGUGAUAAUUCUAGAAGGUGUACCAAGCCAUUUGAACGUAGACUAUAUCAAAGAAGCUUUGAUGAAAAUAGAAGAUGUACAUUCAGUGGAAGAUUUAAAUAUCUGGUCUCUCACUUCAGGAAAACCUACUGCCAUAGUACACAUACAGCUAAUUCCUGGAAGUUCAUCUAAAUGGGAGGAAGUACAGUCCAAAGCAAAGCAUUUAUUAUUGAACACAUUUGGCAUGUAUAAAUGUACUAUUCAGCUUCAGAGCUACAGGCAAGAAGUGGACAGAACUUGUGCAAACUGUCAGAGUUCCAGUUCCUAA
Molecule: messenger RNA, 1290 nt
Organism: Rangifer tarandus platyrhynchus (Svalbard reindeer)
Lineage: Eukaryota; Metazoa; Chordata; Mammalia; Artiodactyla; Cervidae
Source: the annotation of a GenBank genome assembly